This is a messenger RNA of Manduca sexta (tobacco hornworm), 2708 nucleotides long. RefSeq names its product cysteine-rich with EGF-like domain protein 2. NCBI's taxonomy places the organism in Eukaryota, Metazoa, Arthropoda, Insecta, Lepidoptera, Sphingidae. The coding region runs from base 156 to 1238 and encodes 360 amino acids. Gene Ontology annotation, molecular function: calcium ion binding. The transcript has a single exon. The record is from RefSeq and is a predicted model, not a curated record.
GAUUGACAGAUAAACCUUAGAUGAAAGUUGACUCGAGUGAGUUUGCAGGUUAUGUUAUUAUUUUUCAAUUGCCGAUUUAACAAAAAAUAACAGUAAAGUAUAUAGUACUUGCUACUUUUAGCUCGCUAUACCUGUAAUAAGUAAGAGAUAUUAGUAUGAUACCAAAGAUCCUAUUAUUAUAUUUAUUUUUUCUUUGCAAGUUAUCUAUCAGCAAAAGAAUAUCACCAGAUCUAAGCAGUCUAAGAACUGGCAAAUUAGAAGAUUGCCAACGUUGCAAAAUAUUAACUGACUCUUUCAAACAUUGGCUGUCGGGAACUUCACGCGGAAAACAUGAAGGUGGAGACGCUGCUUGGGAGGAAGCAAAACUGAAAUCUUAUUCUAGAAGUGAGAUGCGGUUAGUUGAAAUUCAAGAGGGUCUGUGUUCUGAACUGAAAAAAUAUCAAGAUCAUUGCUACACUCUGGCCGAAGAAGUGGAACAAGUCUUAGAGAAAUGGUGGUUCUAUGAAGAUCCUGAAACUGUUGAUUUAUAUACUUGGCUAUGCAUCGACAACUUACAAUAUUGUUGUCCACCAAAUCAUUUCAGUGAAUCAUGUAUUCCAUGUCCAUUAGAUAAAAAUAACAAACUGUGCGGUGGUCAUGGAAAAUGUGAUGGAGAUGGUACAAGAAAAGGCAAUGGCACAUGCAUAUGCCAUACAGGGUACACUGGUAAUUACUGUGAAGAAUGUUCUAAAAACUUUUAUUUAAGCAAUUCUAUUUGUAUGCCCUGCCACAAAGCAUGUGAUGGAUGUUCUGGUGAAGGAGUAAACUCAUGUAACAAAUGUAAAAAUGGCUGGAUAAUGCAGUCCAAAUCUUGUAUAGAUAUAGAUGAAUGUUCUUCAUCAUCUUUAUGCAAAGAAAACCAAUAUUGUGUAAAUAGAGAAGGAUCAUAUAAAUGCAAAAACUGUGAUCCCUCUUGCAAGUCUUGUAAAGGCGAUGGAUCUGCAAAUUGUACAUUGUGUGAUGAUAUGUACACCCUUUGGUCUGGUAAAUGCGUAGGUAAAGAACAAAAGUAUGAAAUUGUGUUCAAUGUAGCAAAAAGAUUGACCUUGUAUAUAGGUCUGUUAAUAAUAAGUGUAUUCAUUUUCCGCAAUAACAAGUAUUUUGCAGCAUUUACAAUUGUUAUUAUUGCCAUUUAUAUAUUUACUCUAGAAAAUUCAUCUACAGUUAACCUAUUAGAACUAAUAUUAAAUAUGAAUUAAUAGAAAAAAAAAUCCAGUUAGUAUUUUUCACUGAUAAAUAUUAUCAAAAUAAGGUUUGAAUGUUGCUCCGUGUUUUUAAAGGUAUGAUAGAAUAUUUUGAGAAUUGUAUGUUAGAUAACUAAGGAAAACAAUAACACUUUGCUUUUAUUGUGUGCAAGUGUGUGGGUUAGCUUCUUUGAAAUAAUGGUGUCUUUGUAUCGUAAAUGGUUGGUACUUGGUAUUAAGUAACCCCAAUAAUAUAGGUAUUGCUUAUUAGGAUAAUGCAUUUUAUUCAAAAGGUAAUCUUAAAUUGCCAGUGAUACAUCACAUGAUUUUUAAUUCAGCAAUAUUUUCAUCCUACUACAUUAUGUACAUAAGAAUCAAUAAUUAAAUUCUUGUACAACUUUUAACUUUCUUAUUUAACUAUUAACUUUCUUAUUUAAAUAUUUUAUUUCUUGUAUUAUAUUCUUAUUGUUUUUUAUAACUAAAUAAUAAUAUGGGAUUGCAUGACACUGCAACUUUACUAAGCCAGAUUAAAUUAUUAGAUUAAAUCACACCUAACUCCAUAUUGUUUCUGGGAACAAUAUCUGUUUUAAUCGUUAUGUAAUAAAAUUUAAAGCUUAGAGGAUGUAAAAAUUACCAAUUUCGGGCUAUUUUAACAUUGUGUUUAUAAAUAAAACAACACUCAUCUCCAGCUCUGCUAGCAUUGUGCCAAAAUUAUCCAUUAAAAACAAAUAUUUUCACCAAUAAUCCCAAUUUUCCUCUACUUGCCUUUUGAUAAGUUUAUAGUUUAAUUAAUAGAAUAUGGAAUAUUGUGCAUAAGUGUAUUUCUGACUGAAGGUGUGAUGUUGCCACUGUUUUAAUAUUCUUAGAGUUGUAGUAGUGGCAUUAAGGUUAAAGUUACUUUUUAUUUAAUAUCUAUUUUGUUUGACACUUAAACUUUUUUACUUUACAUCUACAGUUUGAGUAAUUUAUUGUAAAUUAUAAAUUUCAAAAUUAAAAUUACCCUAUAUAACAAUAGUAAAUUCAUAGUAAUGUUGAUUCUAUAGACCAAUAGAGACACUCGGUUAUUGUCUUGGUGAGGAUGGGUACAAAUAUAACAAAUUAAAAUCAAAAUUAAAGGUGUAUUAAAAAUACAAUUUAUUGCAAAAGUUACUUAACUACAUUUUAGUGUCAUUUAUAUACAAAAAUUAAAUACAAUGUUUGGAAAAAAUAACCAAAAUGUCUAAAGACUAAUUAUAGUCUUAAAACAUAAUAGUGUCGUGUUUAGAAAAUAAUAUUCUGUAUUAACAGAAUAUUAUUUUCUAAACACAACUAUAAAUGAGUCCAUUAUAAAAGAAAAUAAUUAUUUUGCAUCCUACAGGGUAACAUGAAUUAGAGCCUUUUUCACAAUAUGUGUUCCUAAUACAAGGACAAUAUAAACCUAAAAGCUACAAAUUGUGACUCUAAAUUAAAUAUAAUCACUGAAAUAAAGUGCUAUAUGUGAAAAAA